ACGGCUGCCUACUUUGCUAUUGCAACACAGCUGGUCCUCCAUCCCUGUCUGCCUCGUCUGCCUCUGACAUCCCGGCUGCAGGAGUCUUUUGUGUCUCCACGGGGGCCAUUGUUGUUUCUCCCCAUUUUGGAGUAUAAGCAACACCAUGGAGAUGAUGGGCAACAAAGAGCGACGAGGCGUGAAUUUCAAAGGCUUGCUGAAGAGGAAUUGGCUUCUGAUUGCCACGAUUUUAUCAGUGCUGCUCGGGAUCAGUUUGGGUGUUGUGGUCAGAGAGUAUGCGUCCCUCUCCCAUCUCCACAAGCAGUAUUUUGGCUUCCCAGGAGAGGUCCUAAUGCGAAUGCUGAAGCUGGUCAUCCUUCCUCUCAUCAUUUCAAGCAUGAUAACAGGUGUUGCAGCCUUGGACUCCGAGGUAUCAGGAAAGAUAGGCCUGCGAGCUGUUAUUUAUUACUUCUCGACAACCAUCAUUGCAGUUAUUCUCGGAAUUAUUUUGGUGAUGACUAUCAAACCAGGAGUCUCUCAGACAGCUGAACACAUUAACAGAGCAGGGACGACGCCCAACGUCACAACAGUUGACACACUCUUGGACCUCCUCAGAAACAUGUUUCCAGAAAAUCUGGUGCAGGCUUGUUUUCAGCAGUACAAGACUAAGCGCAAAGAGCUGGAGCCUCCAUUGGUUUUGGCUGACACCACCACAGGUCCACCUCUCACAACUACUAUCAUGGCAGCAGUAGAGAACAUCACUAAGAACUAUAAAAUCAUUGGGACAUAUUCGGAUGGAAUCAACGUUUUGGGGCUUAUCGUGUUCUGUGUUGCUUUUGGCCUUGUCAUUGGGAAGAUGGGUGAAAAGGGACGCAUCCUCCUGGAAUUUUUCGAUGCCCUGAAUGAAGCCACCAUGAAACUGGUCCAGAUAAUUAUGUGCUACAUGCCAAUAGGGAUCCUGUUCCUAAUUGCUGCUAAGAUCAUCGAGGUGGAAGACUGGGAGAUCUUCAAGAAGAUGGGUCUUUACAUGGUGACGGUACUGAGUGGUCUAGCUAUCCAUGCCACCAUCUGCCUGCCACUAAUCUUCUUCCUCAUUGUGAGGAAGAACCCAUAUACAUUCACACUGGGAAUGGCUCAGGCCCUGGUGACAGCACUCAUGAUCUCCUCAAGCUCCGCUACUCUACCCGUCACCUUCCGAUGCGCCGAGGAGAACAAUCGCAUCGACAAGCGAAUCACCCGCUUCGUCCUCCCAGUGGGUGCCACCAUUAACAUGGAUGGCACAGCGCUCUAUGAGGCCGUAGCCGCCAUCUUCAUCGCACAGCUGAAUGACUACACCCUGGAUGUGGGCCAGAUUGUUACCAUCAGUAUAACAGCAACGGUUGCCAGUAUUGGAGCAGCAGGAGUCCCUAACGCUGGCCUUGUCACCAUGGUGAUAGUCUUAACAGCUAUAGGAUUGCCUGCAAGUGAUGUCACUCUGAUAGUGGCUGUGGAUUGGCUCCUGGAUCGGUUCCGUACUAUGAUCAACGUGCUGGGUGAUGCUUACGGAGCUGGUAUCGUUCAGAAACUAUCCAAGAGGGAACUGGAGAGGAUGGAUCUGACAUCAGACGUGGACGUCGCCAACCCCUUCGCUCUGGAAGCUACUUUGGAUGACGAAGAGUGCGAAAAGAAAUCCUACGUGAACGGAGGCUUCACCGUCGACAAGACAGAUGCAAUCUCCUUCACCGAAACCUCCCAGUUUUAGCCUCUGGCUGGCUCAGAGUUGCAGAGAAAGUGCCAUGUUGCUAGGGAUGUAAAGCAGAAAACCUUCCAUCAUGUAUCAGCACCAUGCUAAGAGAGGAAAACUAUCCAACCAGACCCAUCCAAGCUCAGACAUCAGCAAUAGCGGCCUCCAUCAAGGUUAUCCAAGAUGGUCACCCUUCACGUCGGACAUUUACAACCACGACUAGAUUAAAGUGCUUCCCUCUUACUCAAAUUGUGCCAAGAUUAAGAAAAGUCAGUCUUCUUUUGAUUAAGAGUGUGUUCUUUCUUGCAAAGAUGCACUCGAAAGAAGAGCUUUGUGUUUGUGUGUGUGUGUGUGUGUGUGUGUGUGUGUGUGUGUGCGUGCGUGCGUGCGUGCAUGAGGAUAUUCUUUUUGGACGCAUCUGAGCUGUGUGUAUGUACUUUGCAAAAAAAGGAAAAUAGAAAUGUAGUCCUAUGUGCUUUAUUUGCUCCUUGAUUAGAUAUGAUUUCUCUAAAAAUGCCUGAAUGAUCUUUUUUGUGUGGCUGUUGUUAAAUGUCUAUGUCCCAUGAUGCACUGCUUGUAUAUCUAUCUGUAUAUUGAAACUGUGCCAAACAUAUAAAGAGUUUUUUCACCGAGUUGCAUGAGGCAAUAUGUUAAAGAAAUGGUGAUCGCUGGCUGCAGACUGAAUUUUUUUAUGGAGAUUUCCCAGAGACUGGCGAUGGUCAACAAAGGCUUAUGAAGUCAAUGAACACUGUGAAACUUGAGGAGAUUUUUUCAGAACCAAAUCACUAA
This is a messenger RNA of Xiphias gladius (swordfish), 2491 nucleotides long. It is a transcript of the gene slc1a1, whose product is annotated as solute carrier family 1 member 1. NCBI's taxonomy places the organism in Eukaryota, Metazoa, Chordata, Actinopteri, Istiophoriformes, Xiphiidae. Bases 146 to 1720 code for a protein of 524 amino acids. The transcript is spliced from 12 exons. The record is from RefSeq and is a predicted model, not a curated record. Gene Ontology annotation, biological process: L-glutamate transmembrane transport. Gene Ontology annotation, molecular function: L-glutamate transmembrane transporter activity; glutamate:sodium symporter activity; L-cysteine transmembrane transporter activity. Gene Ontology annotation, cellular component: plasma membrane.